UGGGUUUCCAAUUCUUUCUUCAAUAUUUUGUCCUCUUCUUAAGGGCAAAAUGGAGUUUCAUGUGUGGUAGUGAUUGCCACGUUAUCAAAUUAGUGACGUGGCAGUGAUUAAGUUGGUCAAAGGAUGAAAUUUUAAAUGAUUAAUGAUUGAAAGGCUAGUUUGCAAGGAUUAGCGAAUACAUGGACCAAUUUUUAAACGACCCCUAAUUGCAAGGAUGAAAUACAUAUAAGCCUCAUAUUUAUUGCCUUCUUUGAAUUAUUAAUGCAUUACUUCCUUUCUCAGGCUUAAUUAUCUUCACAUGAUCACAAUUCAUGACAUUACUAAUGGCUUGGCUUUUCAUUUUCAAAUCAUUACUUUUCUCCCUGAUUAUGCUUCAUGUUUCAGCUCAAGAUGGAGGAUGUCCAACCUCCUUUAGUUGUGGAUAUCUUGGCCAAAUUACCUUCCCUUUCACAGUCACACAAUACCCUCACUGUGGCAUACUGGCCAUAAGUGGUUGUGAUCAAAAAAAUACAUCUGCUCCCAAUAGCAUCCAACUAGGAAAGAUGCCAUCCAAACAGUCUUUAAUAGUUACAUACGUGGAAGGUAAUACCAUCACGGUCUCAGAUGAAACACAGCAGAAGUAUUUGCUAUCCAAAAAAUGCCAAGCCUUUCACAAUUAUCCUGUUCCUCCCACUACUCCUUUGGGUUCUUUCUACAUCAAAUUUAAUAUAACUAUGUUCAAAUGCAAUCGCUCCCUUAAGGUCACCCCUCCAAAAUCAUUUCAAAACUACGCAAACUGUUCCGGUUAUGAUAUCUACUAUGACCUUCAAAAUAUUGUGAGACCUCCUCCUUUCAAAGUGCCAAACUCUUUAGCACAGUGUACACAGUGUCAGGCUGCAGUAAGAGACAUGCCCAAUGAUGAUCCCUUUGAGUUUCUAUCUCCUCAGAUCUCCAUUGUAGUACAAUUAUCUGAUGAUUGUAACCAGUGUCUUCAUCAUCAAGGGGGACGAUGCCGACUUGAUAUUCAAGGAAAAUUCCACUGUGCCGAAGGGAAUAGAGGCUGGUUUGUGAAAAUGUUGAUACUAGGAGUUGGAGUACUAGUUGUCACAGCAGCCAUAUUACUAAUAGUGGUCAAGAUCUACUAUACACGAUGGAGGACACGAAAUCCAACUAAUCUAGUCAUUGAGGUCUUUUUGAAGAAACAUGGACACCUUCAAACCAAGAGGUAUUGUUACUCUGAGAUAAAGAAAGUGACCGACUCCUUCAAACAUAAAUUAGGCCAAGGAGGAUUCGGCAGUGUAUACAAAGGACGGUUACAUGAUGGACGUUAUGUUGCAGUGAAGAUCCUAAAUGAGUUGAAGGAUAGUGGUGAGGAGUUCAUGAAUGAAGUUGCAAGUAUAUGCGGAACUUCUCAUGUUAACAUUGUUACUCUUCUUGGGUUCUGUUUGGAAGGUUCCAAACGCGCUUUAGUUUAUGAGUUUAUGCAAAAUGGAUCCUUAGAGAAGUAUAUUUUUGAGGAAAAUGACCAAAUUCUGGAUCUCCAAUUGGAUUGCCAAACGUUGUACUAUAUCGCAAUUGGUGUAGCUCGAGGGCUAGAAUACCUGCACAAAGGCUGCAAUACUAGAAUUUUGCAUUUUGACAUAAAACCUCAUAACAUUCUUUUGGAUGAGAAUUUCAACCCCAGAAUUUCGGAUUUUGGACUUGCAAAAAUUUGCACAAGAAAAGAAAGUAUGGUAUCAAUAUUUGGUGCGAGAGGAACGGCAGGCUAUAUUGCCCCCGAGGUAUUUUCUAGGAAUUUUGGUGCAGUGUCACAUAAGUCAGAUGUUUACAGUUAUGGAAUGAUGGUCAUGGAAAUGGUUGGGAGGAGAAAAAACAUCAACACUGAAGUGGACCGCUCGAGUGAAAUAUAUUUUCCUCAUUGGAUUUACAACCGUCUUGAUUCAAAUCAGGAUCUUGGUUUACGGAAUGUAAGAAAUGAAAUUGAUGACGAAAAGGUGAGAAAGAUGACAAUAGUGGCUCUAUGGUGCAUACAAACCAACCCUUCAACUCGACCGGAUAUAAGUAAAGUGGUGGAGAUGCUAGAAGGUAGAGUUGAGUUGUUGCAAAUGCCACCUAAACCCUUUUUGUCAUCUCCUGCAAUUUCUCCACCCCAUUUCUCAAGUGAGACACUAGAAUCUCAGAAAAUGCUAGAUGCAGAACAAAGAGAGCAUUACUAGAUAGUGCAAGCAUGAAAGAUAACAUAAGUUAAUUUAAACUAUAUUGAUGUAUGUACACAGUUAAUAUUUUUGGAAUAAAUAACUGUAAGAUAUGUACCUUAACUUCUGCUUCUUUUGUCCUAAAUAUACGAGUUUUCAACAUAACAUAACAAAG
This is a messenger RNA of Medicago truncatula (barrel medic), 2349 nucleotides long. Its product is annotated as rust resistance kinase Lr10. NCBI's taxonomy places the organism in Eukaryota, Viridiplantae, Streptophyta, Magnoliopsida, Fabales, Fabaceae. Gene Ontology annotation, biological process: protein phosphorylation. The transcript is spliced from 3 exons. The record is from RefSeq and is a predicted model, not a curated record. The coding region runs from base 312 to 2195 and encodes 627 amino acids. Gene Ontology annotation, molecular function: ATP binding; protein kinase activity.